Molecule: messenger RNA, 4455 nt
Organism: Trachemys scripta elegans
Lineage: Eukaryota; Metazoa; Chordata; Testudines; Emydidae
Gene: ACER2
Product: alkaline ceramidase 2
Exons: 6
Coding region: 259-1086 (275 amino acids)
Biological process (GO): ceramide metabolic process
Cellular component (GO): membrane
Molecular function (GO): hydrolase activity, acting on carbon-nitrogen (but not peptide) bonds, in linear amides
Source: RefSeq, a predicted model, not a curated record
UGGGAAGCGUGCAUGAAGCUAAACAACCCACUGGGAGGAGGGAAGAUGAGUCCAACAGGCUGAGAGCUGCAAAGCUGCUGCUUGUGGCGCUCCAUAUCCGGCUGGAGCAAAGAAAAACAGGAUGAAGCUGCUGCGGGUGCUACCUCAAUGUUGUCUGCGCCUUGCUGAUUAGUCCAGGGGAGCAACAGCACGGAGAGAGCCCCGACACAGCGGCAGCUGAAAAAGCAGAAGCUCCCACAAGGCAGAUCCACCCCAGUCAUGAGCACCCUCUACUUGUGGGAUCAGCUGCGAGCCGGCAGCUCCGAGGUAGACUGGUGCGAAGAUAACUACACUAUCGUGCCCACGAUAGCCGAGUUCUAUAACACGAUAAGCAACAUCUUGUUUUUUGUUUUACCACCCAUAUGUAUGUGCUUAUUUCGUCAAUAUGCAACCUGCUUCAACAGUGGAAUAUACUUAAUAUGGACUCUGCUAGUUGUUGUUGGCAUUGGAUCUGUCUAUUUCCAUGCUACACUCAGUUUCCUGGGUCAGAUGCUAGAUGAGCUGGCUAUUCUUUGGGUCCUGAUGUGUGCUCUGGCCAUGUGGUUCCCCAGAAGAUACCUCCCAAAAGUUUUUCGAAAUGACAGGGCAAGGUUUAAAGCUGCAGUCGGUGUCCUUUCUGGAGUUACUACAUGCCUGGCAUUCAUUAAGCCUGCUAUCAACAACAUCUCAUUAAUGACACUAGGUGUCCCCUGCACAGCUCUGCUUAUUGCUGAGUUGAAGAGGUGUGAAAAUUUGCGUGUGUACAAGCUGGGCCUCUUUUCAGGUCUUUGGUGGAUGUUAGCACUUUUCUGCUGGAUCAGUGACAAAGCAUUUUGUGAGAUCUGGUCUUCAUUUAACUUUCCGUAUUUGCACUGUGUAUGGCACAUUCUCAUUUGCCUUGCUGCUUAUCUAGGCUGUGUCUGUUUUGCCUACUUCGAUGCUGCCUCCGAGAUCCCUGAACAGGGCCCUGUCAUAAAGUUCUGGCCCAGUGAAAAAUGGGCUUUCAUUGGUGUCCCCUAUGUCACCCUCCUCUGCGCACAUAAGAAAUCACCUGUGAAGAUUACAUGAAAUCAAGCACCUAGUGGAGGGGACAAUCUAUUUAUUUUUUCAUCACAGACUGUACUUAGGUCAAGGUAGUGGCUAGGGUUGUUUUUUCUGACUUCUAUGCAUAUGGUAUUCACAAGUGUUUUGUUAAUACAUAGUAAAAUAUGACCUUUCCUCACUUUUCUGGAGAGGAGGCCAGAAGGUUUAUUGUGGUGCUCCUGAACAUUUAUAUUAGAACUCUGUAUUGACACUGGUUGGGUUUGUUUUGCACUCUGUUUUUGAUGUAGCAUCCAUCAUGGUAUACCGGUAAUUCUUUCCAAAUAUCAAAGUUAAGGCUAUUUUUCAAGGUUGGCCAAAACUGCUGACUGUAAGAGACUGAUUCUCUUUUCAUGUUGGUUCUGCCAGAGCUCUAUUUAGUGAAGGAACAGUGAGGGGGACAAAGGUGCCUUUAAGCCAUCUUUGUGCCUCCUCUAUUCUGUGCCCAGCUCCGAGUAUACGUUAGAGCAAUCUUGAGCGUACUUUAAUUUGCACCUGGAUGCAUUUAGCCAUAAGUUGUCAUGGUGGUAUUCCAGCGAUGUUUUUUUCCAAAGUCAUGUCUCCACAUAUGGACUGCAGAGGGGGGUAGUGUAGAGCCAUUGUGGCAGCUCUGCACUGCAUGGGAAAUUCCCCAGUUGCUAAAUACAUUAGCAGAGCUGCAGAAGAGGAUGGCAACAAAGGAAAAUCGGACCCAGAAUUGUUACACUGGUAUAAAACAAGAGUAAGUGAGACAAGGAACAGGCCUUAAAUCCAAAUAAGAAAUUCAGGAACCCUAAAUUCCUAAUGUUUUCCUCAAACAGUUCAGAAUGGAAUGACGGUGUCUUUUGGCUAAAUUAUCUACAGGAUGCUAAUGAGUAUCAGCUUGUGUGGUGUGUAGCGGAACCUGGUAGCCAUUACAAACGUAUUUAAAAAUGUAUAUAUUCCCAAUAAGCAUAUGAAGAUGGUUAUAAAAAUCCCCUUCUAUCUCUGGGCUUAAACUUUACCACAUCUGGAGAAAAAAGAUUAAAGGGUGAGACUUUCAAAAGCAUUUGAUAUUGGCCUAACUGCUCCCACAAAAUUAUAUGGGAGUUGUACCAAUAACUUCAAUGGGAGCAGUGUUCAGCCAAUACUGAGCAGUUUUGAAAAUCCCACCCUAAACUAUUAACACUAAAAUUUGGAUUAAACUAUUAAUAAAUAAAACAAAACCUUAGACUCCAAGUCCAGUUGGUGAGAGUUGGUUUCUGACUAAAGCCUUUCAAGUAGAAAUGAAGCAGUUGUAUCCUAAUGCCCUAGUAGUUGUAUUUAGUAAAGGUAAAUGACAACUUAAAAUCAUAUUUAGGGCCUGCAUGUCCUUCCAAUAAGCAGUGAAGUUUAAAACUUCAAUGAUUACAUUCUUUGAAGGAAUGUGUGGUAUAAUUUUUGCCAUUUGUAUCAACCUGUCUUGUAAAACAUUAGGGACAGUCCAAAGGGGUUGUAUCUGAAUCCAGUUUGGUUUUAAGGCUGCUGUUUGGUUUUGACUCCUAGUUAGGGCUAUGGUUGAAAGUCACUUGCACUGAAAUAUUGCAAGCUGUUUUCACAAGUUUUUAGGACAAAAUGAUGCAAGGAAGGAGUCACUGAUUUUCUGAGACUUCUACCAUCUUUAACUAUUGUGAUCAGCUGUUCUUGAGAGAGAAGGACCUUACUGUUUGAGAUUCAAAUCAAUACCAAAACUAGGGGUGGGGCUUCAAGGAAUUGGAUUUGAGGUUCUGGUUAUGACCUGCCUCUCUAAAAUAUUUAACUUCUAAGCAAUAUCUUACUUUGUCACCAAUACUAGGCUCCAAUGUGAAAUAAUCUCUAAUGUAAUAUAGAAAGUUCCCCUCCAUUUAAAAUAUAUAUUGCUACUUGCAGUGAUAAAAGUUGAUCCUUAGUUUUACAAUAUAUAUUUUGAAAAAUCAAACUGAAGUGCUCAUACAACAUUAGUUUAUUCCAGUUUGUUAAAUAUGCAAAUAUAAUAAUUGUUAUAGCUGUAAUAAUUAUGCUUUUCCAGUUAGCUGAGGCCUUUAUUGCUUUACUUGGGAUGAAUUUGGGAGUUGUGAAUGUUACCUAGAUUUUGGUCUGUAUAUAGCCUCAGGGAUAUUUCUGUUUUAACCUUAUUCUAACACCUAACACUUAAUUUGGAUUAGAUGGGAAGUGUGUUGUGUGGUUUUAGGAAGCAAGGCAUGGUAACUUACGACAAGUGUUCCAGAGCUCUUUGGUGGAACCAACUCUUCAAUAUCACAUACUGAGGGCCUGAUUCUUUGCUAUCUUAUAUCAGUGUUGGCUCCAUUGGUUUCAGUGGAGUCACUUCUGACCACACCGGUGUAAGCAAGAGGAGAACUGGGUCCUGGAACUUUAAGCAUUCUCUUACACUUGGCUGCUGUGGUCACAGAAAUGUACUUUAUAACAGUUUUUACUUGAGAAUAUGCUACUGAGAGAUGAAAACCCAGAUCCUCUGCUAUGGAAUGGUGCAGCUCUUGUGGAGCAGGGGCAAGGGAGGAUGUGCAAAGAUCUGCGCCCCCAGUGCUGGUCUGGGUGUAUGUUGGUCUGGCCCCCUGGUGUAGCUUAAGUCAGCUGGGUGUAGAGAAGCCUCAGCUAAACCCUGUAUCCCAACAGCAGGGAGGGGAAGGAGGGUGAAGGAGCCACUACCUUGGAUCUACAGCAGCAGAGGGUUCCCAUAUACGAGGCUGUACCUCCCUUUGUCAGCUAUGCUAGACUUAGGGCCAAAAUCUGCCUGUGGUGAAGUGAAUAUUGUACACUGGAGGGUCUGAUACAAAUAGUCCUGUAGAAAAACAUAGACCAUUUCAGCCCAAAUGCUACUGCAUUCUUUAUUACAGAAAUACAAAGGGAGGAAGCAUCCCCAAAGUCUGAAGAAAGUGAUAUGUCACACUAGAUUGAUCAGCCCUUCCCAUUUCAAGGGCCACUGUCUGUGCCAGAAUAAACACAUUCUUCUAUUUAUUAGAACAUGGUUCUAGAGGAAAGACAAAUAUAACACGGUAUGAACCAAAUCGUACUCUGCCCCAAUGAACACGUUAGUUUAAUUGGAAAAAUCAUUAGUGACUAAGGGGAUGAAAAGACACAGCCUGAUUCUUAACUGCCCUGCACCUUGUGUUGUUAUUUCCACCAGUGCAAAGUGCUACCAAAGCACUGCUAUCAAUGACCACAUGAGAUACAGGGCAGUUGAGAAGCAGACACCUUAAAGCCAUAAACUCUUUCCCCAUUAGUGACUCUUUCAAUCUUCUUAAAUUACAGUGGGGUUUUUUCUCUCUCUCUCCUUGCAGUUUUCAGAGUAGCAGCCGUGUUAGUCUGUAUCCGCAAAAGGAACAGGAGUACUUGUGACACCUUAGAGACUAACAAAUUUAU